Molecule: messenger RNA, 2025 nt
Organism: Acytostelium subglobosum LB1
Lineage: Eukaryota; Evosea; Eumycetozoa; Acytosteliales; Acytosteliaceae
Exons: 2
Coding region: 1-2025 (674 amino acids)
Source: RefSeq, a predicted model, not a curated record
AUGCAUCACUUUGAAAGGAAGUAUAUUCUCCCUGUCGACAUCAGAAUCAGUCUACAUCAUGCACUUCACAACAUAACAAUCAAACCCUAUUGUUCAUCCUACGACACGCCAGGCAGUAUUCUGUUCACUAUUCGCGAGGCAUUCAUUGAGGCACUUCAUAAGAACAAUCACAGACUUGUCGUCUACAUCAUUGAGCAGGUCAAGAAAGUGUAUGGCAUGCAAUGUAUAUGUUCAUCGUUCUCAUCAUCAACUGAGUCCAAGUCCAAGUCCAAGUCCAAGUCCAAGUCCAAGUCCAAGUCCAAGUCCAAGUCCACUCUGUCACCAUUCAAAGUAGUUGCAAGUAUACUAUUUUUGUCAGAGCUGAGCGAGCACGAGGAUGCCAGGAUCAUUCCCGAUCGCAACAUGUACGAUACUUUGAUGAAGUAUUCACCUGAUUGGUUCGACGGGAACAUGCUUGGAUUCUUGGCUAAAAAGUCGUUGAGCGUGCAUCAUGAUGUACAUCUCUUCAUGCUGCUGGCAAAGCGAUUCAAGUCGCACGAGGACUCUUUCCAAAUUGGCUACCAAGGCCAAGCCGAUUGGACGAUCGACGAGUUGUACAAACAUAAGGUGUCGUCGGACGACAUCAUCAAGUUGGUGCAAUGGCACGAGGACAGAGAUUGGCGUUGGAGUGAUCAGGCUGGAAUUAACUUCUUUGAGUUUGCCGUCCAGUACAAGCGAUAUGAUAUUGUACUCAAGAUGGCCACCGAGAUGAGCCCAGACACAUUCCCAACCGAAUAUUCCGAGCAAUACGAGUCGUUGGCAUUGUGUACCGACCACAACGGUCAGAUCAUCUCUAGCGCCAGCGACAACGGCAAUGGCAUGCCCGAGCAUGGAGCACAGGUCACCAAGCAACAGGUCAUCUCGAUGUUGGACGAUACGGGUUCAAUCUCAGAUCUCUAUUCGACUGCACUCAGACAGCAUCGACUCGAUGUGAUUGAGCUUUUGCACCAACACCUCACUGGAGAAGCAUGGGAUGGUAUCACCAGACACAUCUUGGAUUGGGAGCUGACCAGCACGACAAUAGACUGUAUUGCCGCGAUAUUAACCGGACCCUGUCCACAUCACUGGUUCACCAUCAAGACUGAUCACAUGGCCAAGACUGAUGUGGCCAUUCUACACCGACUCCUCGAGUUGGUCAAGCCUAGACUGUUGUUUGUCGUUGAUUAUUAUUAUGGUGGCACGACGAUUGAUGUCCUGAGAGCGAUGCAUCUCCAUGGCCAUGGCAGUCCCAACACCAUGUUUACGUGGGCGGCAGAACUGGGUGCAUUGGAUAUCAUGGAGGAUCUAUUCAACCAGGCUGAUUCUGAGGUACCCAAUGACACUCACUUGUUCAAUAAUAUGGUGAACAAAGUGUGCCAAACCAAUGGUAAUGUGGAGGUACUUCGAUAUCUCAAGGAUCUUGGCUUCCCAUUCAUCAUUAAGGAGUGUUUAUUAUACGCACUGUGCAGAGGCAAUUAUAAGGCCGUGGACUAUAUCCUGUCGCUGCCAGAGUAUGUGGCACGUGUAGGUAGCAAGCCUGGCUUACUCAUGGGAAAUGACAUACUCCGUGUGUUGGAACAAAUUCCUGAUCAUACCGUUCCAGCUCAGAUCACAUUCAUGUUGGAUCGCCUGGACAUUGCAGACCGACUGAAUCAAUCAUUCAUCAAUCAGUUGUUGUCAAAGUCUGGCUUCCACUUCCACAUCUAUCGUGCUGUGUUGGAUAUGCUGGCCAAGGACAUUCAACAACAUCAACAACUUCAACAAUGUAAGCCAUUCAUCAAAGCACCUCCAUUGAGCAAUGUUAAGUUCUUUCAAAUCAAUCAUCGCGAUAAAUAUCGAUCGACCAACUCUGUUGUGGAGUUGUUUAGACCUCGUGGCCUGGGCGCCAAUCAAACAAACAACGAAGUCAUCAACAUGUUCAUCAUACCAUGCACUGAUGACUAUUACCAAACAUACCAGACAAUGAUCAUGGAUGCUGGAAGAUUCCCAAUUGAUGGAUGUAAGUGA